Messenger RNA from Prorocentrum cordatum, 553 nucleotides. Lineage: Eukaryota; Dinophyceae; Prorocentrales; Prorocentraceae. The record is from the annotation of a GenBank genome assembly.
GUGACAUUGAAUUGGGGUUGGACCACAGAGCGGUCAAAUUGUCACUGCAGCUUCCCGGGCGCAGAAAGAAACGCACGAGCAAACAUUGUGCGAAAAAUGUCGAUUGGCGUUCUGUCGACGCACAGAAGUUUGAGCAUGCGGUCACGGCGGCUCUCCGGAGCAAGUUGGACAGCACUGCUGGCGACGAGUUGGUUGCAUCGACAAUGUGUGGCGCCAGCGACGGCGCUCUCAACGAGGCAAGUCAGGCGUGUGCAGCGAAAGGGCCGGCCCCGAAGAAGCGACAGGAGUUGCCGCUCUCGAUCCCCGAGUUCAUCAACGAAAGGAGGAGGGCCAAAGCGGCUCAGGGAGAGAUCGACUACCGGCCUCUGACGGGAAUCAGUAAACAGCUGCAGAAGGAGCUGCGGGCCUGGGAGAUGCAGAAAAGAAAAUCGCGAAUCGCCAGCAUCUUGGAGCAACGCCGGGGGAUCGGGCAGAUCCAGGACAUCGACAACGGACUCCGGAAGCAACGGCUGACGAGCGUGAAAGAUAAGAACGGAGAUGUGCACACCGACAG